GGCCGGGACACAGAGGACAGGAGCAUGGCCAGCCUACAGACCGCGCUCCUGGCUGCCCUGAUCCUUCUGGCUAUGGCGCUUCAAGCAACGGAGGCAGGCCCUUACGGAGCCAACGUGGAGGACAGCAUCUGCUGCCGGGCGCACAUCCGCAUCCCCGUGCCCCCGCGGGCGGUGAAGAGCUACUUCUGGACUUCGGACUCCUGCCGGAGGCCUGGCGUGGUCUUGCUAACCCACAGGGACCGGCAGAUCUGCGCCCACCCCGAAUCGCCCUGGGUGAAGAGGAUUAUCCAGAGGAUGGCCUUUUGAGGAAGAGUCCUGCCCCGAUGACCGUGGCCUUGGCUCCUCCAGAAAGGCUCGUGGAUCCCUACCUUCCUGCCAUUACAGCUGCUCCCUGGCCGAAGACUCCGUGCUCCCUCAUCUCCAGCCCUGCAGCGGUCACCCUCCACGCCACAGCUGUCACUCUCCUCUCCCCUCUGCCUCCUCUAACAGCCUCCGCUCCCCUGUAGCCAGAGGGUCCACAGCUCCGGCCAGUCACUCCCCUGCUCAGAGCCCUUCCAUGGCUCCCCAUUGCCCGAGGCUGGGGUCAGAGCUCCUGAGCCUGGCUUCCCUGCCUCCGGACCUGGUCCCAUCUCCGUCUCCAGCCCCACCUCAUUUCCCAGCAAGCACGUCAAACUCCAGCUCCCUGACCUCCAAACCCAGGCCGUACAUUUCUACGCCUGGGUCCUCGCCUGUGUGCUCCUGACACGCACAGUGCCUCCCCAUCACCGGCAUGUGCCCGACUCACCAGCCCUCCCAGGCAUUGCUCAGCCUAAGCAGCCAGGAAGUGAGGUUUACUUUUUAUUAUAUUUUCUUUUAUGCUAAGGUUGGCAGAGUCAAUGUCUGUCACUUUCUGCCAAAGAGUCCUAAGAGACACACUAUUUCUAAGUAAUUGAGUUUUGGUUUGUAGACUUCCACUGACCCUCUGCCCCUUCUUGAGAGCCCUGAUUACAGUCUGCCCAGAAUGUUCGGGUCUUGGGAGCUUGUCCUCCAACCUCUCUGGCUGGACCAAGACCCACAUCUGAGCUAUUUCUGUCUCCUGGCCUCUAGGACAGAGCCCAGGGCCUGGCCCAGAAUCUGGGCUCGGUGAGUGGCCGCAGACGGAACCCAUAAAAGCAGCGUCCCCCUCCCAACCCUAAAGGCCCUCACACAUCAGUACUGAGACUCCAGGCCAUCCAGGCAGGAGCCAGCUGGGUCAGUGGUGGGGACUCGGACUUUCCCACAGUCACCUCUCUCCCCCAUUUUACUGUGUGUGGGGUCUCUUUACGCCCCUUGCUUCCCUCGGGUUUUUAGUGCUCCUAUAACCUCCCAAACCCAGGCCUGACCUCAGAGUUCCCCACUUUCCCUUCCUCUUUCUCCACAUAGCUGAUAACUAAAUUCAUGCUAUGGUGUGAAUGACUACCCUUGGCUUGGUAUUACAAACUCUAGUUAAACAUAACUCUAGUUAUAUCUGUAUAUGAGAAGGCAGCAAAUGCUUAUGAAGCUUAGGAGACCAUAUGGAUGAUUGGGAGAAUUUUAGGAACCGUGUGGGAAAGGGACAAGGCAGAGCCUUCCUGGCCCUGGGAGGAGCACAUGGGGUAUAGUUACGUGAAAACGCCUUGGGUGGAGGUCAUUCUCAGGUGGCUGGGGCCAGGCUAAGGCCUGGGACUUGAGACUGAAUUGCUCCUCCAUGGGGGCAGCAAGUUCCCCAGGUAAAGGAAAUAAGCUUUACACGUCCCAGUUCCUUUCCAAGGGAGCCUGGUGCCACUCAGUGGGGUGGCUUUCGCUCUGUGACCCUGAGGAGACCAUCUCCCCUCUCCAAGCCCCACCUGUGAACAGGAACACCCAUUUUGCAGAGCUGCUGUGGGGCUCAGGUCCAAGGCACGGGCGGUGGCUUUGGCAGCCAUAAAACUCAGUGUCUUCCAGGGCCUGUGUCCCCCCCUGCAGUCCCGCCCACCUGCCCACCACGGGCACCGGAAGUGCUGGCCUGCAUGCCGCCCUCCACAGAGCCCGCAGAUGUCCUGGGAUUCUCCCUUCCUCCCUGUCCUGCUCUGUGCCCUCAGACCUUUUAGAAAUA
Molecule: messenger RNA, 2092 nt
Organism: Phyllostomus hastatus (greater spear-nosed bat)
Lineage: Eukaryota; Metazoa; Chordata; Mammalia; Chiroptera; Phyllostomidae
Gene: CCL22
Product: C-C motif chemokine ligand 22
Exons: 3
Coding region: 25-306 (93 amino acids)
Biological process (GO): cellular response to interleukin-1; inflammatory response; cellular response to type II interferon
Cellular component (GO): extracellular region
Molecular function (GO): chemokine activity; CCR chemokine receptor binding
Source: RefSeq, a predicted model, not a curated record